UGGCCCAGUCGGUUUUAGGGUUAGGCUGUGAUUUAACUGGGGUUUGAGGGACUCCCAGAGGCUGUCCUGGGGGCGGGCCCUCAGGGUGUGACUUGAGUUUCCUGGCCUACCGUGAGGCUGAGGGCCAGGCAGGGUGGGCGAGAAGAUGUGGUCUGUAAUGUGGAACCUGGUCGCCCCAGCCCUGGAAAGGGGGACCCUGCCUGCACCUUCCUGGUCUGGGAGGGCCUAGUGGCGGCCUGGGUGCGGUGGGCAGGCGGCCAGGGGAGCCUGUGGAGGGAACCGCCUGGCCUCUGUUCAGCGGGUGCUGAGUCACGGCUUUGGUUGGGGGGCAGCCACACCCUCCUCCCCAUCCUCCGAGCUGCUGAGGAAAUUCUGGGCUGAGCGCAGCAGAAGAGGCGUAGGUCCCUGGGGCGGAGGAGGGUAGAGCUGAGGGGCUCCCAGCAGCGGAAACUGCAGCUCUCGGGGCCUCUGCCAGUGCCCACCCUGUCCCCAUGAGCACGUCCGUGAGCUGCGGGGUGCAGCCACCCCCCCUUGCUGGCUCUCCAGGGACACGGGUGCCCCAAGCCCAAGGGCGGCAGCUCUGGGUGCAGCUGUCUCUGUAUCCGGCCCUGCCCAGGGGUGGCUGCAACUUUUGGGGCAUGGUUCUCUCUGCUGUCUUCUCCUGGGUGGAUGGUUCCUUCUCUGUUCUGGGAUCCUCCAACUGAGGUAGAGAUCAGGGUCCAGGGACUGUGGGCUGGGUGCGUGGACAUCACAGUGAGGUUCCCUCCAUUGCCCCUGCUUCGGGAUUCAGAGUCCUUUUAGCCUCUUGGGAACAGGUGAGGGCUGCUCAGAGGGGACCUGGUGUCCUGCUGUGGUGACUGGGAUCAUUCAAGGUCCUUCCCCGGGGGGCGCCUGCGGCCCCAGCUCCUAACUGAGGACACGCCCCUGGAAACCACAGGCCCCUCCCCUGAGGCCCGGGACACGCGUCAGGCUAGCAAGGGAUGAGGGACCGUAGGCCCCGAUGGCCUCUGCUGCUGGACCCCUGCCCUAGACCUGUCCCUGGAGUCCUGGCCCCAGCCCAGGCCCUGUGGUGCCCAAUCCCCAGGAGGCCAGAUGGCCCGGGCGGCCAGUGAGCCGAUUGUGUGGCGUGCGGGGCUGCUGGGAUCCUGGCCCUGUUUCCCUUUUCCUGCUCCCGGAGGGGGUGGUCACGUGCCCGACCCAUCUGCCUCGGUCUUCCGGGGAUUCUCCCGCCGAGGCUGCUCUGGUGAUGUCAUGCCUUAACUCUUCUCUCCCCAGGCAGCCCUACUCGCAGGCUGUCCUGGUGGGAGUGGGCUCUGAGGAGGACAGCCCACCCGUCUUCCCAGCGGACUGUGCCGCUUGCGGCUGUGAGGGCAACCAUUGACGAGGUGGAGACGGACGUGGUGGAGAUUGAGGCCAAACUGGACAAGCUGGUGAAGCUGUGCAGUGGCAUGGUGGAAGCUGGUAAGGCCUACGUCAGCACCAGCAGGCUGUUCGUGAGCGGCGUCCGUGACCUGUCCCAGCAGUGCCAGGGCGACACUGUCAUCUCGGAAUGUUUGCAGAGGUUCGCUGACAGCCUACAGGAGGUGGUGAACUACCACAUGAUCCUGUUUGACCAGGCCCAGAGGUCCGUGCGGCAGCAGCUCCACAACUUUGUCAAAGAGGAUGUGCGGAAGUUCAAGGAGACAAAGAAGCAGUUUGACAAGGUGCGAGAGGACCUGGAGCUGUCUCUGGUGAGGAACGCCCAGGCCCCGAGGCACCGGCCCCACGAGGUGGAGGAAGCCACCGGGGCCCUCACCCUCACCAGGAAGUGCUUCCGCCACCUGGCACUGGACUACGUGCUCCAGAUCAAUGUCCUGCAGGCCAAGAAGAAGUUUGAGAUCCUGGACUCUAUGCUGUCCUUCAUGCAUGCCCAGUCCAGCUUCUUCCAGCAGGGCUACAGCCUCCUGCACCAGCUCGACCCCUACAUGAAAAAGCUGGCGGCCGAGCUGGACCAGCUGGUGAUCGACUCUGCGGUGGAAAAGCGUGAGAUGGAGCGAAAGCACGCAGCCAUCCAGCAGCGGACGCUGCUGCAGGACUUCUCCUACGAUGAGUCGAAAGUGGAGUUUGAUGUGGAUGCGCCCAGUGGGGUGGUGAUGGAGGGUUACCUCUUCAAGAGGGCCAGCAACGCUUUCAAGACGUGGAACCGGCGCUGGUUCUCCAUUCAGAACAGCCAGCUAGUCUACCAGAAGAAGCUCAAGGACGCCCUCACCGUGGUGGUGGAUGACCUCCGCCUGUGCUCUGUGAAGCCAUGUGAGGACAUCGAGCGGAGGUUCUGCUUCGAGGUGGUGUCACCCACCAAGAGCUGCAUGCUGCAGGCCGACUCCGAGAAGCUGCGGCAGGCCUGGGUCCAGGCUGUGCAGGCCAGCAUUGCCUCCGCCUACCGCGAGAGCCCCGACAGCUGCUAUAGUGAGAGGCUGGACCGCACAGCAUCCCCGUCCACGAGCAGCAUCGACUCUGCCACCGACCCUCGGGAGCGUGGCGUGAAGGGUGAGAGUGUGCUGCAGCGUGUGCAGAGCGUGGCCGGCAACAGCCAGUGCGGCGAUUGUGGCCAGUCGGACCCCCGCUGGGCCAGCAUCAACCUGGGCGUGCUGCUCUGCAUCGAGUGCUCUGGCAUCCACAGGAGCCUGGGUGUCCACUGCUCCAAAGUCCGGUCCCUGACGCUGGACUCGUGGGAGCCAGAGCUGCUAAAGCUGAUGUGUGAGCUUGGAAACAGAGCCGUGAAUCAGAUCUAUGAGGCCCAGUGUGAGGGUCCAGGCAGCAGGAAACCCACAGCCAGCAGCCCCCGGCAGGACAAGGAGGCCUGGAUCAAGGACAAAUAUGUGGAAAAGAAAUUUCUGCGGAAGACACCCAUGGCACCAGCCCUGGAGGCCCCAAGACGCUGGAGGGCGCAGAAGUGCCCACGGCCCCACAGCUCUCCCCGCGCCCCCACUGCCCGCCGCAAGGUCCGGCUUGAGCCUGUCCUGCCGUGUGUGGCUGCUCUGUCCUCAGUGGGCACCCUGGAUCGUAAGUUCCGCCGAGACUCCCUCUUCUGCCCCGACGAGCUGGACUCACUCUUUUCAUACUUCGACGCAGGGGCCGCGGGGGCUGGCCCUCGCAGUCUGAGUAGCGACAGUGGCCUUGGGGGCAGCUCGGAUGGCAGCUCGGACGUCCUGGCUUUCGGCUCAGGCUCUGUGGUGGACAGCGUCACUGAGGAGGAGGGUGCGGAGUCCGAGGAGUCCAGCGGUGAGGCAGACGGGGACGCUGAGGCCGAGGCCUGGGGCCUGGCAGACGUGCGUGAGCUGCACCCGGGGCUCCUGGCGCACCGCGCGGCGCGUGCCCGCGACCUUCCUGCGCUGGCGGCGGCGCUGGCCCACGGGGCCGAGGUCAACUGGGCGGACGCGGAGGAUGAGGGCAAGACGCCGCUGGUGCAGGCCGUGCUAGGGGGCUCCUUGAUCGUCUGUGAGUUCCUGCUGCAAAAUGGAGCGGACGUGAACCAAAGAGACAGCCGGGGCCGGGCGCCCCUGCACCACGCCACGCUGCUGGGCCGCACCGGCCAGGUUUGCCUGUUCCUGAAGCGGGGCGCGGACCAGCACGCCCUGGACCAAGAGCAGCGGGACCCGUUGGCCAUCGCAGUGCAGGCGGCCAACGCUGACAUCGUGACGCUGCUCCGUCUGGCGCGCAUGGCGGAAGAGAUGCGAGAGGCCGAGGCUGCCCCGGGUCCCCCGGGUGCCCUGGCGGGCAGCAGCCCCACGGAGCUCCAGUUCCGCAGGUGCAUCCAGGAGUUCAUCAGCCUCCACCUGGAGGAGAGCUAGGGCCGGGCAGGCCGGGCAGCUGCUACCCCGCCCGGCCCGACGCCCCGCAUGCCCCGAAAUCCCCGGCGCCCCACCCGGCCGCGGCCCUGCCUGUGAGCCGGGUCGAUGCCUGGCAGCCCCAGUGCCGGGGCGCCCCGGCCCCGCUCGCCCAGGAGGAGAGCGAGGGCCCCGCACUGAGUCUCUUGAAGCCUCACAUUUCCCUGGGGGGUGCUGCGUCAUCGGGUGCCCCUCACCCCACCCGGGGAACCUCUAUCUUCAGGUCACCCCUUUUAAGGGUCCUGGGUUGCUCAUGUCACAAGCCACUCUCAAGGCCCGUGUCACUCUGUCCUCAGGGCCUGUGUCACUUCGUGCCCCACUUCUGCCCAGAACACUGACCUAGCUGGGUCCCUCCUGCACACCCCAGACCCCCUCCCAGGGCAGAAAGGGUGGCCCAUACAGGGAACCAACGAGUACCUCACUUAGUGACCCCAGCAUCCAGGCUGGCGUCACAGGUGCUGGGCGGGAGGGGCUCUGGCCUGGGUCCUCAGCCCUGGCUGGACGCGGGCGUCCCAAGGCCACGUGGCUGGCCAUAAAGGUCCCCGUGCCAGACAGCCCCAGCCGCGUCCCAGCCUCCUCUGGAGGCACCUUCUCCCGGUACUCGGCCCAGAGCCUGUGCAUAAAGCCACUUUGCCACUUUACAGCCCGCAUCUCACGUUCUUUGUAGCAGACCGAGGAGGUUUGCUACAGGCCUCGUCUGACUUUGUCUUGCGUCUUUUCUCUGUGGACUCUUGAGGAUGCCUGAGCCCCAGCCCUGCCCCUGGCCAGCUUCACCCUUGGGUCCAGGGGUCCCUUGGUUCAUGUUGCAGGGCCUGCCAAUGCCUUCACGCACCCCUUCCCCAAAGGCGCCCUGCAGAGAGGCGGGGCCUCCCCAGCUCGGCCCCAGGUCAGGCUAAGGCCAGUCACUAUGCAAUGCUGCCCCCGGGAGGCUCCAUGAGGGCACAGUGGGCGCUGGACCCGGCCCCUCAACACUCUUGCCUGCUGCCUGUGACCCUGAAGAACAGAAUUAAUUCUUGCUCCUCUCCCUGUGUGACCUUGGCCCCACAACCUGCCCCAGGCCCCUGCUGGCGGUCUUACCCCCACCCCUCGCUUUGAAUAAACCGCUUGCGCCCAUC
This is a messenger RNA of Chlorocebus sabaeus (green monkey), 4981 nucleotides long. The record is from RefSeq and is a predicted model, not a curated record. Lineage: Eukaryota; Metazoa; Chordata; Mammalia; Primates; Cercopithecidae.